Molecule: messenger RNA, 2258 nt
Organism: Mizuhopecten yessoensis (Yesso scallop)
Lineage: Eukaryota; Metazoa; Mollusca; Bivalvia; Pectinida; Pectinidae
Product: probable G-protein coupled receptor 139
Exons: 2
Coding region: 231-1448 (405 amino acids)
Biological process (GO): G protein-coupled receptor signaling pathway
Cellular component (GO): plasma membrane
Molecular function (GO): G protein-coupled receptor activity
Source: RefSeq, a predicted model, not a curated record
CAUAUCCUUGUCACAGCCCUUUACCACGGCCGUGUCGGAUACUAGAACGACUAUUAUAAUUUACUGCAGGGAAAUUCCGGAUGAAUACAUGUGGCCUCGGAAUAUCUCAACUAUAGUGUUGUUUAUAUACACUAAUAUCCCGGAUACAGAGUCUACAACCCACCUUACUCUAGCCGCGCUAUCGUCAGACCGACCAGCCUCAAGAACUGUGUCAUGAUGUAUAAUCUGCUAUGAGGCUGAUAGAGAUGACGAACGCAAGCAUGGCGUCGGCUCCUGGUUACAGUUACCACGACAAUGCCACACCAGAAUGGCUGAAAGGCCCUUGUCCCCGGACAGACAACUAUACCAGCCCCAACUGGAACUGGUUCCUUUGUAUCAGUGUCAUCAACACGCCGCUAGCCUCAUUCCUGGAUCGUUACGUUACGCCUAUGUGGUUAGUGAUUGGGUUUGUGGGAAAUAUAAUCACAAUGAAAAUUUGGUCGCAUCGGCGGAUGAAACAUAUCAAUACCUCUGCGUUGUACCUGACAGCGCUGGCGUCCACCGACCUGCUGUUGUUGUUCCUCUACAUACAACGCUACCUCCAUUUCACGUGGGGACUUCCGACGAUCGACGUCCCUAUAUGGUGUCCCACAUUCUUCGUCUUUUACAUGUUCGCUCAGUACAUGAGCCCGUUGCUCGUGUUUGGAUUCACGACGGAACGAUUCGUGUCUAUUGUCAGACCAUUUAAAAGUGAACGAUUUUCUCGUCAUCACCGAGCACCAAAGGAAAUUAUUGCUAUAGCGGUAUUCGCCUUCGCAUUGUCCCUACCCCAGGCCCACGGCUGGGUGUUCAAAAACUCGGUAUGUGGUGGGUCCGAAACCAAGUUUUUUGAGUAUUGGACAUGGAUUACGGAUGUACUACUAUUCUGUGUUGUUCCAAUCGCCACCUUCUUUCUAAAUAUUUUUGUUCUUAGAGUUGCGGCUAAAGCAACGAAACUGCGUAGAGAAUCCACUUGUCAUCAGGAAAAUGAUUCUGUACGAUCGUCGUCACGACGCUCAAAAAUAGCGCCAUCUACAGUAACGCUACUGUGUAUAUCAUUUUAUAGAAUAUUUACGACACUUCCGGUGGCCAUUUUGUUUGCGUUACAGUUCAGUGUUCCAGAAGGAUCGUAUGAUAUUCCAGUGUAUGAGAUGCACGUUGACCCUCAAUGGCGGGACUAUUUCUCGUGGUACACGGCUAAGACCAUCAUCGACACUAUCGGAUUGUCACAGUAUUCGUGCAACAUAUUCAUUUACCUGAUGACCGCGAGACAUUUCAGACACGAGUUCAUCAACACGUUCCGGAUCACAGCGUGUUGUGGUCCAGAAAAGAAACCCGGAAGUUUUCAUCGACAUACGUUCCUUACGAAUGGCUGCGGCCCCGGUGGUUAUGGCGGGGCGUCGACACGAAUUACAGAAUCUGACAUGUGAACAGAUUUCGGAACGUGUGUUUGAACUACAAUUUGACCAAAUACUAUAAACAUUUUUGUGACAAUAUACGUGUACGGAUAUCGAACGAGAUGAAAUUAUCCGUUUCUGAACCGUUACACGAAUUCUGAUCCAAGGAACGAACCGGCAUAUAUUCGUGUCUACAAAUAUGAUAGCUUUUAACAUUCUUAAACGACUUUGUAAACUUUCCCAGAAUGCAGUUCUCGAUGCAUAUGGCGGACUGCCGUUAUAUAAUUUACUGGAUCAUCGUGUUCCCGGAAGGAAAACGAUUAUAAAGUUCUAUACCGAAAAUACUCUAAUAAAAUUAUUUCUAAUUAGUGCAAAUACAAUGUGACAGAGGAUGUGCUGUGUAUCGGUGGAAAACAUGGGAAGCAUGUCAGUUGCGAUGUUCAUACUAAAUGGCACGCGAGGAUAACACUGAACACAACAGUAGUGCUUGUUAGUAUAUGUGCAAAGAAACGAAACUGUAGCGUUCUUGGAGGAGAGGAUGGAUAGAGGGAAUAAUAUAUAAACAUUUAUUUUUUAUUUUUUUGUUUAUGAAUGGGUGAGCUUAAUGUUAGGAAUUUAAAACUCGGUGAUUUGGUGCAUAUCAUAUGUGGACAUGAUUAUUAUCAAAGGGAGAGUUACGUAAGUUUAUUCUCUACAUAGAAGCCAAUACUGGGCAGAAAGCUUCGCUACUUGGCACAAUUCUUACUGCUGAGGAACUGUGUUAUAGUUUUACUAUAUUUUAUUCAUCUGCAGCAGUUCGAAACACUGCAAGGAAAUGCACUCCAUUGAAUAUACCUUAUGGCU